UUCAUAGUAGUAUAGCUAUUGAUCCAUUUACACUAAUCUAAACAGUGCUGAUAUCUUAGGAAUGUUCUGAACUGUUCUUUACGUCUCUGGCUACAGCUUGGUGGCACCACGUCAUUGCUAUAAAAGGAUUGCUCGGUUUCCCACUACCCCCCAUAACGGUUUCACUCGUUUUCCAAUACACUUGACUUUACCCCGUUUGGACUGUCAAACCACAAAGAUUUGAACAAUGGCGACUUUCAAUGAGAAGAAGACUUGCAAUCAACGCAUGGAAGAAUUCAAACGCUUUGUCUGGAAUCCUGACACAAAGGAGUUCAUGGGACGGACACCCGGAAAGUGGGCUCUCAUCAUUCUAUACUACGCAGCCUUCUAUGUUGUAAUGUGUGGAUUGUUUGCACUGGCCCUCUUUGUGCUGUUGACCACAACGGAUCCCUAUACACCAACCUAUCAAGACCAGCUGAAAUCACCAGGUGUGACAAUACGACCGGAGCCGACAGGUUUGAAGAUCUCCUUUAAUGUCUCAAAUCCAAAGUCCUGGCAGUAUUAUGUCAACGCUCUUCAGCAUUUCCUUUCAGGUAGGAAUGAAUGCACAGAACUCUGUCAGUAUUUCGAUACAGGACCAUACUGCAUUUAG
Molecule: messenger RNA, 631 nt
Organism: Rhincodon typus (whale shark)
Lineage: Eukaryota; Metazoa; Chordata; Chondrichthyes; Orectolobiformes; Rhincodontidae
Product: potassium-transporting ATPase subunit beta-like
Exons: 3
Coding region: 227-631 (134 amino acids)
Biological process (GO): potassium ion import across plasma membrane; intracellular potassium ion homeostasis; sodium ion export across plasma membrane
Cellular component (GO): sodium:potassium-exchanging ATPase complex
Molecular function (GO): ATPase activator activity
Source: RefSeq, a predicted model, not a curated record